This is a messenger RNA of Penicillium brevicompactum, 1335 nucleotides long. RefSeq names its product sterol homeostasis protein ARV1. Bases 1 to 1335 code for a protein of 444 amino acids. The record is from RefSeq and is a predicted model, not a curated record. Gene Ontology annotation, biological process: sphingolipid metabolic process; intracellular sterol transport; sterol metabolic process. Gene Ontology annotation, cellular component: cortical endoplasmic reticulum; Golgi apparatus. Lineage: Eukaryota; Fungi; Ascomycota; Eurotiomycetes; Eurotiales; Aspergillaceae. The transcript is spliced from 3 exons.
AUGCCUAUCUGCAUCGAGUGUUCCUAUCCAGUUUCUCAUCUAUACAGUGCCUAUAGCCGUGCCGAUGAUCGGUCCCAGGGUAAAGGGGUCCGGCUGACCCAAUGUCCGCGGUGCCAACGGUUUGCCGACAAGUAUGUUGAGUACGACUUUGUUGUACUCUUCAUUGAUCUAGUGCUUAUCAAACCUCAGGUGUACCGACACCUUCUCUUCAAUCGACUUGGGCGAGACGAUAAUCAAUUCGAUCGCUCAAUUAUCCGCCUGGGAGUUCUGCUCCUUCUCUUCGAUGUCUAUCUGACUUGGGCGCGUAUUGAGAAAGACCCAUCGCUUGCGACAACGUUCCUAUCGCGCGCUCCAAUCAUCGUCCAAUAUCUGUUCUUCUUGAGCCUGAACGCCGCCGCGACGCUAGCGCACCACCUCACCGUUCGCCUGCUGGCCUCGAUCCUGGUCCCGAAGUCUUGCCGCUACAAUAGGCCAGAUACCAGCAAUAAUGCCAAUCCCAGCACACUCCACACAGGAGACGGGCCUCCGCACCCGUCAGGUCCAUCUACACCAACAAUGCGACCAUCGCCUUCUGCAACGCCUCUGACCGCGCAGUCGCAGAAUCCCACCAAUCCUCCUACAAGUCCACUCAAGCCAAAUCCGACCCCGGCCCCGUAUCCAGAGGUGGCAUCCGUGCCAGAUCCGUCUCCCACGCCGCAAGCUACCGCAAUGGCACCGCCUCGACCUGCGCCGCCUCUUCGCCGAACAUCCACUGCUCCACUGCAAAAUAUCCAGUCACUGCCCCCUCCAACUGCGGCAAGUCCCGCGGCAAUCAGCACCGCUUUGCUAGUGAGCAGCUGCGCCAAACUAUUCCCUAUCCUCCUAGUGAUAUGGGGUGCCGACGGUAGCGGUAGCCUCUCCGAUAAUCCCGCUCACCGUCUGCCGGGAUCGCAAGUCAGAACUCCAAGGCAGCCGGCCACGAUGCCGAGCGCAGUCCACGAGACUCUUUUUGCAACAGUACGCAGUACACCCGCUCUUUCUUCGGCUGCUACCAUUUCUUCCCGCAUUUCAGAGACAGUCCAUUCUGCGUCGUCUCAAGAUUCAUGGCUUUCGGCUACGGCUUCGUUGCUUUGGAACUCCGGGCCAACCAGUUACUUAACUGGUCUUUUUGAUCUGCUUGCUUCCCUUCUUUCGCUUGGUGUGGUUGACACGCAUCUUGUACUGCUAAGCAAUAUCGUGGCAUUGUACAUACUUUUGGGAUGCGGAUAUGUACGUGCUGUAGUUAUUGCGGUCGCCGGCCAGGUCGCUCGUUGGGCGGUCCAAAAGGUGAUUUUGGGCGCUGUUGGCGUCGGCUGA